GUGAGACAAAAUUGGCAAGUUGAUCAACUAAACCCGGGGGUGUUGGGUAGCGGAAGUAUAGUAUACAAUAAUGUUGUUUGAUACUAAAAUGCUGGUAUUUAGUUCGUAGUGAAUACACCCUAUAACAUCACUACCUAUCGUCUAUUUUCAAACCACGACUAGGUUGUGAACAACCAAGCAAAACCAGUAGCUAGCAAUCUAUCUGAGUAGUUAGCGUUAGCAGUAACUAGCCUAGCUAUUUCCAAACAGGCUUGGAUUUGACCAGUAGAUUUAACAAUCGCUAACGUUGAUUUGUUUGGUGGAGUUGAGGUAAAAUGUCGAUUCAGUACGAGGAGCCUGCAUUGGCUCGGAAUUAUGGUGUUGUGGACUCUUUCCCAAAGGAUUUUGGCUACGGAGUAGAGGAACCAGAUAUCGAAGAGGAGAGCACGACGUCAGGUGACAGUAAACCAAGGAUCCUGCUAAUGGGAUUGCGGAGAAGUGGAAAGUCAUCUAUUCAAAAGGUUGUAUUCCACAAGAUGUCGCCCAACGAGACGCUGUUCUUGGAGAGCACCAACAAAAUCUACAAGGAUGACAUCUCCAGCAGCUCUUUCGUCAAUUUUCAAAUCUGGGACUUCCCUGGUCAGGUGGACUUCUUUGACCCUACCUUUGACUAUGAGAUGAUCUUCAGGGGCACGGGGGCUUUGAUAUUCGUCAUUGAUGCUCAGGAUGAUUAUGUUGAAGCCUUGGGGAGGCUACAUCUCACAGUGUCCAGAGCCUACAGGGUCAACCCAGAGAUCAACUUUGAGGUGUUUAUCCAUAAGGUUGAUGGCCUGUCAGACGACCACAAGAUAGAAACCCAAAGAGACGUCCAUCAGAGAGCCAACGAUGACCUGGCAGAUGCCAGCCUGGAGAAGCUUCAUCUCAGCUUUUAUUUGACCAGCAUCUAUGACCACUCUAUAUUUGAGGCUUUCAGUAAAGUUGUCCAGAAGCUCAUUCCUCAGCUACCAACAUUGGAAAACCUUGUGAACAUUUUCAUAUCAAAUUCUGGGAUUGAGAAAGCCUUCCUGUUUGACGUGGUCAGUAAGAUUUACAUCGCCACCGACAGCUCCCCUGUGGACAUGCAGUCAUACGAGCUUUGUUGUGACAUGAUCGAUGUUGUCAUUGACGUCUCUUGUAUCUAUGGCCUGAGGGAAGAUGGAAAUGGCAGUGCAUAUGAUAAAGAGUCUUUGGCCAUCAUUAAGCUCAACAAUACCACCAUACUCUACCUGAAAGAGGUCACCAAGUUCCUAGCCCUCGUUUGCAUCCUUAGAGAGGAGAGCUUUGAAAAGAAAGGUUUAAUAGACUAUAACUUCCAUUGUUUCCGCAAAGCCAUCCAGGAGGUGUUUGAAGUGGGGUCCUUGACACAGAGGACAGGCAGACUACAGCCAAGUUCGUCCAACAACAGCUUGUCCAGUGUAAAACUUGGUGUAUUAAACGGAAGUGCUGUUUAGAGGAAUGUAAGAAAAGCAAAGAGGUUUGGAAUGCCUUAGCCACUGAGAAUGGACAAGUAGUAAUUGUCUAUUUUACUUGGAAGGCUAUGGACCAUCAAAGGUGACACAGGGGAAAAAGCAGGAAAAACCUUGAAAAAUAACACUUGGGAUGGGGGGGGGGGAUGCUGUUCUGUGCAAGGAUUGGAAAGGGUAAAAAAAACGCUGCAAUGGACUAAACACUGAACAGAGUUGAAGCCAGCAAGCACAUCUAUUUUAAGCACCUCAAUGUUUUUGGGUUUGACCAUAAUGAUUAUUUUUGCUACAAACAGUUUUACGAGUAUCAAGAUGACAAUGUCGUCAUUGUGGUCUUCCUCAGCACAAGUCAUUUAAACAGGGCACUAUCUGUGUUUUCCCGCUCUUAUUUCAGGCAAGGUUCAACAGGAAGCAAUGUUGGAAAACAAAUUAAUUAGGAAGCCUGCAUUGAAACAGUAAAUAUCACUACUAUUCAAAAGUUUGGGGUCACUUAGAAAUGGACAUUUCCUUGUUUUUGGCCAUUUAAAAUAACAUAAAAUGGAUCAGAAAUACAGUGUAGACAUUGUUAAUGUUGUAAAAGACUAUUGUAUCUGGAAACGGCUGAUUUAAAAAAAAAAAUUAAAAAAAAGGAAUAUCUACAUAGGCGUACAGAGGCCCAUUAUCAGUAACCAUCACUCCUGUGUUCCAAUGGCACGUUGUGUUAGCUAAGGAACUCUGCCUAGAAGGCCAGCAUCCCGGAGUCGCCUCUUCACUGUUGACAUUGAGACUGGUGUUUUGCGGGUACUAUUUAAUGAAGCUGCCAGUUGAGGACUUGUGAGGCGUCUGUUUCUCAAACUAGACACUUUAAUGUACUUGUCCUCUUGCUCAGUUGUGAACCGGGGCUUCCUGCUCCUCUUUCUAUUCUGGUUAGAGCCAGUUCUGUUCUGUGAAGGGAGUAAUACACAGCGUUGUACGAGAUCUUCAGUUUCUUGGUAAUUUCUCACAUGGAAUAGCCUUCAUUUCUCAGAACAAGAAUAGACUGACGAGUUUCAGAAGAAAGUUCUUGGUUUCUGGCCAUUCUGAGCCUGUAAUCGAACCCAAAAUGCUGAUUCUCCAGAUACUCAACUAGUCUAAAGAAGGACCGUUUUAUUGCAUCUUUAACCAGAACAACAGCUGUGCUAACAUAAUUGCUAAAGGGUUUUCUAAUGAUCAAUUAGCCUUUUAACAUGAUAUACUUGGAUUAGCUAACACAACAUGCCCUUGGAACACAAGAGUGAUGGUUGCUGAUAAUGGGCCUCUGUACGCCUAUGUAGAUAUUCCAUUUGAAAAAUCAGCCGUUUCCAGAUACAAUAGUCUUUUACAACAUUAACAAUGUCUACACUGUAUUUCUGAUCAAUUUUAUGUUAUUUUAAUGGACCAAAAAAAAUGCUUUUCUUUCAAAAACGAGGACAUUUCUUAGUGACCCCAAACUUUUGAUUGGUAGUGUACAUGUUAGUGUUAUCGCACUGGACAUUGGUUACUACGGUGCAAAGGGGUCUAUUUGUAAGCAUACAACUAUAGAUCUGGGACUAUUGCUGUAUGUAUUUCAACUUAGUUGAUUUGAUUGUUUUGGAGCCUAGCAAAAAACUAGGCCUUGUUCCUCAAAGAUAACAUUCCCCCAUCUGGGAAGAAAACCACCUCGAAAAGUACUUGUGGUUGUAAACUAUGAUACUGUACCUACUACUCUCAUGCAGUUGUCAGUUUCAACUUGUAGCCAAAUUCACUAUAAAAUGAGUUUACUGUUGGGCCAGUCAGUGCCCUGUGCUGCAUAAAAACAUAUAUAUUGAACUAUACUAAUGACAAAAUGUGUGAAUGUUUGCUGAAAGGUCUCUGUGUUACAAAUACCUGGGUCCAACAUUUUUUUUUACAUAAUGUAUUAAUUAAUUUAAUCUUUCAAUUACACAAUUAUGACUGGUGUGUGUAUAAAGGUAUUUCUCUCUCUGAUAUGGAAAGCUAUCUGAAAGGUCAGUACAGUACUUACAGUAUGUUUUUAGUAGUGAGUACCAACAACCCUUGUGGUAUGUAGAGGUAAUCAUUCAGACUGCGUCCCUACAUAGUGCAAUACUUUUGUAGUCUGACUACCCAUCCUCAUCACUCUGGCCACAUCCACUAGCAUUUCUGUUUGGAGUGAUCGAUAGAGCAGCGGAAUUCGAUUCAGGUUGUCAGGCAACUACUUUUGACCAGAGCCCUAUGGGUUUCCCUAUGGGCCUUUUCUAAAGUACUGCACUAUAAAGGGAAUGCUUGAGGUCUCCCUAGACCCCAACUGUGCAAGUUAUAAUAACUUAAUAAAUUACCAGCGUUUCAAAUGAAGUAGUACAGGAUGUUAGUCUUAUUGGUUCUAGGGUGCUGUAGUGACUGAUUCUUAGCAUGCCUCCAAAGCGGCACACUAUUCCCUAUAUAGUAUACUAUUUUUUUUACCAGGGCCCGGUCAAAAGUAGUGCACUAUAAAGGGGAUAGGGUGCCAUUCGGGAUAUAACCUUUAUGAUGAAAGUGUUUGUUACUCAUUUGACAACCAAUUGGUAUGAUUCUAUGAUUCCAUUGUGAGAUAAUGUUUGCAUUGGUCUUCUGCUUUUGGGUGCAAAGGGAGGUGAAUCAUAUUGAAUAUGUUGUCAGAUGCCAUAAGGUUAUAAAUGUUUUUUUUUUAUUGAGUGUAAUUAAGCAUUUAAAGCACUUGAAUUAGAAGGGAAAUUUGAGUGUCUCCUACUAUUUUAUCUGAAAUUGUGUGAAGCAUUAAAGAUAUUUUUUCAUUUGAA
This is a messenger RNA of Oncorhynchus nerka (sockeye salmon), 4252 nucleotides long. Its product is annotated as ras-related GTP-binding protein C-like. The transcript has 7 exons. Gene Ontology annotation, cellular component: nucleus; lysosome; Gtr1-Gtr2 GTPase complex. The coding region runs from base 315 to 1469 and encodes 384 amino acids. The record is from RefSeq and is a predicted model, not a curated record. Lineage: Eukaryota; Metazoa; Chordata; Actinopteri; Salmoniformes; Salmonidae. Gene Ontology annotation, biological process: cellular response to starvation; negative regulation of autophagy. Gene Ontology annotation, molecular function: GTPase activity; GTP binding.